UGACUUCUUUAUUGUUUUCUAAACUAAAUCUUAAUGAGUACCUUUAUAAGCGUGCUCGUGUCCUAGUAGAAGGCAUUAUAUCGCCUUCCAUUGCUGCACGGGGGGCUAAUUCUUAAUACUGAUUUAACUACUUUUAAGGUGACUUUCAUUUCUUAGAAGUGAGUGCUGGAAAAUUAUGUGUGUCUUCAGAGCAAAAAGCGUGAGUGGGAAUGUUUAAUGUCAGCGUGUUCAGAAUAAAUGCAACACUCAGUCUUCAGCCUCACUACCAAAGGGACAGCUGCUUUUCACUGAGAAUAGUUUUGUCACGUAAGGAAGAUAGAUCAUUGUUUUGUUUUGUUUUAAUUUUUGCAGGGGUUGGUAGAAAUUGGUUAAAAUUUGAGAGCUCUGUUCAACUUUUUGGUUUUGUUGUACAGUGAUGGCUGGUAGUAGAAGUCAUUGUACAGAGGGCACAGACAAACAUGGUUUGUGUUGGUUGGUUUUGAUUUUCCAAUUGUCUGAUCUUUAGCAGUGAUUUUAAUAAAUGGUUCAGGAAGAAUUUUCUGGCUCAUUCCAAAGACACUGCUGGUAAGUUUGACAGACUAUUUUUAGGCAGGCUUUACAAAAUGCAUGUUCUAGUAUUUCUGUGGUUUUGUUUUUUUUUCCCUUCUUUGUUGAAACCAUUUAAGGGUUUUGUUGACACGAAAUACACUAAAUGCAGUGAAGUAAUCCAAUUUAGUACUGGGAAAAAUCACUUCAAAAGAUAGAAAGAUAUUUUAGCUUUAGAGAAUAAUGAAACCUAAACUAUAUUUUUGGUGAAACUUCCUGGAUUUUCCAUGGUUUUGUAGGAGAAUUGCAGUCAGGCUCUUGGGGAUUUGUGUUUUAGAAAUGAUAUUGUGGUGUUCACACGUGUUUGUCACGUUGCACCAUUCCUCUGUUCUUUAUUGCUGUGUCUGAGUCCUCUAACAACCAUUUCAAGGACGUAACAGAUGAAGUUAGUGUGACUUCUUUCAGAUGUGGUUCAGACAAACAGCCAGUGUUAAGACUGGGUACUACAAGGAAGAAUGUUCAGAUGAGCGCAGUAGCUGCCUUGUGAGUGUUGAGGCUUUUUUGUUUCCAAAGUAAAUCAGUUGGAAAAUGAGGAAGUAGAUUGAAGUCUGUAGCUUUCCCUCUAUUGCUGCAGCUUGGUGUAUUCCCUACCUGUGCUGUGUGAGCUUGGAGCUGCAGAGCAUGUGUUUUUCCAAGUGUGUUGUGAGGUGAUUGAGGUCUGAUUUAAGACUGUUAUUUAGACAAAAUGUUUUGCAUCCAGGAAAGCAUGAUUGAUUUUCAUAAAAACUCUGUUUCACAGAUAUUGUGUAGAAAAGCAGUUUUAUGGAGCAGUUUCAGAUGCAGUGAAAACAAAUUCAUCUUCUACACUCAGGUUACAUUGCAAGAUGAUGCCCUUCCACAGCUGUGUUAAUUCUGUAUUUCUAUAUAUGCAUUUUCCAUUCUUUUUAGUAAAUUCACAAGUUUAGAACACUUGGAAGUGAAAAUUUGUUGCGCACCUGUAAAGAAUAAAAGUGAGUGUUUUUUGUCAUGAACUUUAUCUCAUGCAGUUAGCACUGAUUAACUGCUGUUUGGGGAACUGCAGCAUUGCUCUUGGUCAUUUUUAAGGACUGGUUUUAAGAUCAGAUUCUUUGAAGCAUGACAACUGUGGUGUGAACAGCUUACAGUGUAUAUAAUAACUUAGAUUUUUCCUUUUGGGUGUAUGCAUCUAUUUUAAUUAGUACUCUUUCUCAUAUGCUAUGAAAAUAUUUUGGGAGGUUAGAUGAAUGCUACGUGUCCUCUAAGACAUAACAAGUACCUCUUAAGUCAGCUUAUGGUACCAUUCAGUGUCAUGUCUGUGAACUCUCAGCUGAGUUUGGCUACACGAAUAAACGUGAGAUGGUCACCGUCUUUGCUUAACCUGUGUAUUCUGCUCUUUCUGUGUUCACCUGUGUAAAAGAAAUCUUACCCAGACAAGUAGCACCGCUUGAAUUCUAGAUUUCAAAUUGCUGACUUGAAAAGCUUUUUUUAUUGAGUUAUAUUUGCAUCCAUGUUUAGUGUUGUGGUAGGGCAUUGCUACAGACUCUCAUGAGGAGGUUGCUGCCUUGGAGGGUUUAUGGUCCAGGGGGAUGAUGAUAUAUGCUAGUGUGAUUGUGAGAAUAAGGGACUUAAGGAUUUGAAGGAUAUAAUUUUCUUCCCUGUUUGUUGGGGUCUGCCUUAAUUUUUCAUUCUCAAACAAAUUUUGCUUGAGGUAAGAUUGAGACCGCGUAUGACUAGAGGAAAGCUUAAAAUUUUAAGUAAUACAGUUGCUCCAGAAUGGGUUUGGGAAAGGAUUCUGUUGCAUAAGUGCAACCUGAGGUUUCCCUCUUGCCGGCAGCAACUCUUGUUGCAGUGGAAUGUCACCCUGAUCCCUUCCCAUUGGCCAGGGGUGUUUGUCCAGAUGUUUGGCUGUUCCAUAAAAGAUAGAGAUCCCUGGGCACGGUGCGCAUUUGGGAAGUGCCACGGCAAAGAAAAAUGACACAGCGUGUUUAUUUGAUUAUCUUAUUUUUGUGUCUUGGAUUAAUGAAUCCAUUUGCAACUGGAAUUUUUAUGGACAAGCUUGCCAGCAAGAAGCUGUGUGCUGAUGACGACUGUCUCUACACCAUUUCCCUUGUCAGAGCAGAAGAGGAUUAUAAUGCUCCAGACUGCAGAUUCAUUAAUAUUAAAAAAGGGCAGUUGAUUUAUGUUUACUCAAAACUAGUGAAAGAAAAAGAAUCUGGAGAAUUCUGGGCUGGAAGUGUUUAUGGAGAAGAGUAUGAAGACCAUAUGGGGACGGUCGGUUAUUUCCCUCGCAGUUUAGUCUCAGAACAACAUGUCUAUCAAGAAGCAAAUAAGACUGUUCCUACAACGGACAUUGAUUUCUUCUGUGAGUAGUGCUGAAGAUGGCUAGGUAAUCUCCAGGGUGCUAUCAAGAAAUGCUGACAAAGAAAUUUGGAACCCUUCACUGAACGCCAGCUCUUUUUUUUUUAAAUACCUAAUUGUAAAAUAAGCUGUCUUUCAAGUGCAAAAGUUGAUGUAAAGGCUGUGAUUUGGAGUGGGGAAAAUAGUCUUAUAUGGGAUUUAUUCUUUAGAAAUUAUUUACCUGCAUCUACCUGUGAAUGCUUCUAUAAGCCUUUGCGUUAUUUUGAGUAGUGCAGAUUAUAUAUAGAAUUAGAUGUGCCAUCUUGAUCUGCAUUUUCCUUCCAUAAUCUUAUCUAACUAUUAAAUAAACAUUGAAAAAGCC
This is a messenger RNA of Meleagris gallopavo (turkey), 3262 nucleotides long. RefSeq names its product otoraplin (gene OTOR). Gene Ontology annotation, biological process: cartilage condensation. Gene Ontology annotation, molecular function: protein binding. NCBI's taxonomy places the organism in Eukaryota, Metazoa, Chordata, Aves, Galliformes, Phasianidae. The record is from RefSeq and is a predicted model, not a curated record.